This is a messenger RNA of Ochotona princeps (American pika), 2133 nucleotides long. RefSeq names its product tyrosyl-tRNA synthetase 1 (gene YARS1). Gene Ontology annotation, biological process: tyrosyl-tRNA aminoacylation. The coding region runs from base 71 to 1657 and encodes 528 amino acids. The transcript is spliced from 13 exons. NCBI's taxonomy places the organism in Eukaryota, Metazoa, Chordata, Mammalia, Lagomorpha, Ochotonidae. Gene Ontology annotation, molecular function: tyrosine-tRNA ligase activity; ATP binding; tRNA binding. The record is from RefSeq and is a predicted model, not a curated record.
CGCAACCCGGGCCGAACUCGCGUGACAGUUCCCGGCACGCGGCGACCGAGGCAGGGGACCACGCUGAGCCAUGGGGGACGCUCCGAGUCCGGAAGAGAAGCUGCAUCUUAUCACCCGGAACCUGCAGGAGGUUCUUGGGGAAGAGAAGCUGAAGGAGAUCCUGAAGGAGCGGGAACUUAAGGUUUACUGGGGCACAGCAACCACAGGCAAGCCACACGUGGCCUACUUUGUGCCUAUGUCAAAGAUUGCGGACUUCCUGAAGGCCGGAUGUGAGGUCACCAUUCUGUUUGCGGAUCUUCACGCCUACUUGGACAACAUGAAAGCACCAUGGGAACUUCUAGAACUGCGAACCAGUUACUAUGAGAACGUGAUCAAGGCAAUGCUGGAGAGCAUUGGCGUGCCCUUGGAAAAGCUCAAGUUUGUGAAAGGCACUGAUUACCAGCUCAGCAAAGAGUACACACUGGAUGUGUACAGACUCUCGUCGGUGGUCACACAGCACGAUGCCAAGAAGGCUGGAGCUGAGGUGGUGAAGCAGGUGGAGCAUCCUUUGCUGAGCGGGCUGCUGUACCCAGGACUCCAGGCUUUGGAUGAAGAGUAUCUAAAAGUAGAUGCGCAAUUCGGAGGCGUGGACCAGAGGAAGAUUUUUACCUUUGCAGAGAAGUACCUCCCUGCACUCGGCUACUCGAAGCGGGUCCAUCUCAUGAAUCCCAUGGUCCCAGGACUAACUGGCAGCAAGAUGAGUUCUUCUGAAGAGGAGUCCAAGAUUGACCUCCUUGACCGCAAGGAGGAUGUGAAGAAAAAACUGAAGAAGGCCUUCUGUGAGCCAGGCAACGUGGAGAACAAUGGGGUGCUGUCCUUCAUCAAGCAUGUCCUCUUCCCCCUCAAGUCUGAGUUUGUGAUCCUUCGCGAUGAGAAAUGGGGUGGAAACAAAACCUAUACCGCGUACCAGGAUCUGGAAAAAGACUUUGCUGAUGAGGUUGUACAUCCUGGAGACCUCAAGAACUCUGUUGAAGUCGCCCUCAACAAGCUGCUUGAUCCCAUCCGAGAAAAGUUUAAUUGCCCUGCCCUGAAGAAGCUGGCCAGCGCUGCCUACCCAGAUCCCUCAAAGCAGAAGCCAGUGGCCAAAGGCCCUGUCAAGAAUUCAGAACCGGAGGAGGUCAUCCCAUCCCGGCUGGACAUCCGUGUGGGCAAAAUCAUCAGUGUGGAGAAGCACCCAGAUGCAGACAGCCUGUAUGUGGAGAAGAUCGAGGUGGGGGAAGCCGAACCCCGGACUGUGGUGAGCGGCCUGGUGCAGUUUCUGCCCAAAGAGGAGCUGCAGGACCGGCUGGUAGUGGUGCUGUGCAACCUGAAACCCCAGAAGAUGAGGGGAGUUGAGUCCCAGGGCAUGCUGCUGUGCGCGUCCACAGAAGGGGUGAACCGCCAGGUGGAGCCCCUGGACCCUCCUGCAGGCUCCGCCCCUGGUGAGCGAGUGUUUGUGAAGGGCUAUGAGAAGGGCCAGCCAGACGAAGAGCUCAAGCCCAAGAAGAAAGUCUUUGAGAAGCUGCAGGCUGACUUUAAGAUUUCCGAAGAGUGCAUAGCACAGUGGAAGCACACCAACUUCAUGACCAAGCUGGGAUGCGUCUCCUGUAAAUCGCUCAAAGGAGGGAACAUCAGCUAGCUGGCCUGGUGGCCUCCUCCCUCCUCCCACUGGCCUGCAUCCUCCGCUGUUUCCACAGUUUGCUCCAACAGUCAUCGUGUUCCCACCUCAGGACCCCGAAGCGGCAGGUUGCGGGCCUGCAGCUUCCCCCUCUCCAGUGUCUGGGUUCGUCCUGUAUGGAUGCGUGAGGAGCCAGGCGAAUGGGCAGCGGCGGCAGGAAGUUCAGCUCUGCUCUCCUUUCUUGGCAGCCAACUGGAGAAAUCUGGUUCCAAUGUAACUCAAAGAAAGGAAAAGUUCAUGCCACCAUCCUUGUAAUUGGAAAAAUACAGGUUUUCAGGUUUUCUUGGAGUCAGCCCAGCAGCUGUGCCUCUAGCGUGCCCUGGGUUAAUGACAGCUUCUCCCCAACAGGAAACUGUGGGGUUCAAAAAGAAAAGAGAAAGGAAAAGAGAGAACCUAGUGGUCUUCCAAGCGGCUGGCAGUGUCCCCCACGCCUGCCU